GUGUGUGUAUAUAGAUUUAUGUAUAGUUAGUGCAAUACUAGUGUGCUAUUGUUUGCUGCUACUGUUGCGGCAAUUGCAACUGCCAACAAGAGUCGCCCGCCCGCUACUUGGGUGCCACAUAUUGGGCAACUGCAACUGCAACAGCCAACAGCCAACAGCCAACAGUCAACAAGUAGUCGCCGUUGUUGUGCUCAGCCAGGCAAAGCUGACACAAAACGUUUUCCUUUCUUUUUGUGGUGUGGCAUUAAAUGUAUUUAUUGAAAACAGUUUAAACGAGAAUUGCGCGCGUUUUUUGUCGCGCUCGCGUUUACUUAGCGGUUUAUUUAUUAUUUUACCUUGCCCGUAUCAAUUGGAAAGUCAGCAUUUGUUUACGCUUUAUAAAAAAGGUCAAAAGCAAUAAGACAACAACAGCCGCAGCAGACACGAGCAUCAGAAGCAACAGGCGGCUGCUUGGCAACAUUAUUUCUGGCUGGCAACAUUUGUAAGCGGCGUUAGCAACAUGUUGCCAAGGCUCACAUUCGCUGUGCUCAUCGUCUUUUGUGGAUAUUUACUGUUUACGGAUUGCCGCGAAACAGAACGCUCGAAGCGCACCAAACGCCCGCGCGCUCCGGAACCCGUCAACUUUGAGCCGGAGCCGCAGCAGGAUCUAGAGAAUGAGGAGAGCGGCAGCCAGGAAAAGGAUCUGCCCGAAAUACCCGACAAUUUUUUGAGUCCAUCAGUGCGCGAAUAUCUGGAGUUGGGCAAAUCAAUACCGGGUCGACCCGGCGUAGACUAUCCCAUACUAUCGGCCAUACCCUAUACGAACUUCUACUGCGAUGAACAGGCCUAUCCGGGCUUCUUUGCGGACAUGGAAACUAGAUGCCAAGGCUGGCACUAUUGCGACAUUGAUGGACGUCAGGCCUCGUUUCUGUGCCCCAAUGGCACACAGUUCUCGCAGGCGGUCUUCGUCUGCGAUUGGUGGUUCAAUGUACGCUGCGAUCUCUCGCCCCGGCUCUAUGCGAUCAAUGCACGACUAUAUCAGCGCCCCAAGGUGAACCCAACUCGACCACAUCGCAUCAUCACCAAGCAGCUGGUCGAAGAUAUAUUCACUUAAGCAGCAGCAGCAGCCUGCACAGAUCUUACUUAUAUAGACUUUAAACAUAGUUUGUCAACAACUAUUAGUGCUUAGAUUUCAGUGUUUACGCCACGAACAUGCUUGUGUUGCUAUCAUGAUUUAUAAAUGGUUCUCAAUUAGA
Messenger RNA from Drosophila navojoa, 1235 nucleotides. RefSeq lists its product as uncharacterized. Lineage: Eukaryota; Metazoa; Arthropoda; Insecta; Diptera; Drosophilidae. Gene Ontology annotation, molecular function: chitin binding. The record is from RefSeq and is a predicted model, not a curated record. Gene Ontology annotation, cellular component: extracellular region.